Messenger RNA from Papilio polytes (common Mormon), 3298 nucleotides. It is a transcript of the gene Su(var)3-3, whose product is annotated as lysine-specific histone demethylase 1A. Gene Ontology annotation, cellular component: nucleus. NCBI's taxonomy places the organism in Eukaryota, Metazoa, Arthropoda, Insecta, Lepidoptera, Papilionidae. The record is from RefSeq and is a predicted model, not a curated record. Bases 118 to 2412 code for a protein of 764 amino acids. The transcript has 17 exons. Gene Ontology annotation, molecular function: flavin adenine dinucleotide binding; protein binding; oxidoreductase activity. Gene Ontology annotation, biological process: regulation of DNA-templated transcription.
UGACAUAAAAACUUUGAAAACUCCGCCGGUCGGCGUUUGUUUUGAUUUGAUUUUACCUUUAAUUUAAUUUCCCGCUUUCGAAUAUACCCUGUAUUUUAGACUAUUAAUUAAAAAAAAAUGAGUCGGCGUAAGCGAACCAAGGUGGAAAAUCGUGAAGUGGAUGAAAAAUUAAAACAGGACGACUCAGAAUCGGAUCAGUCUGACAAAAGUAAAAUGAUGGCAGCGAGUCCCACACUAUUUAGCACGAGGCGGGAAUCGCUAUCCAGUAAGACAUCAGAUAGUAAAGAACCAAAGAAAGAAGAGAAAUCCGUAGUGUUUGAAGACUCUAAAAGUGAUGAUAUUGAAGAGAUUAAUUAUAAGGAAAUGCUAAAUAGCUUGGAAGGUGCAGCAUUUCAGUCUAGAUUGCCUUUUGACAAGAUGUCAUCUCUAGAAGCUGAAUGUUUCUCUGACCUCCAAGGUGCUUCAAGUCAUACUUUUAUUCAGAUGAGAAACAGAAUUCUGAAACUGUGGUUUGAAAACCCCAAGAAACAAUUGACUCAAGAAGGUUGUGUACAGAAAAUGGAACCUCCAUAUAAUGGUGAUCCACCUUUAAUAAUGCGAGCACAUGCAUUUUUGGAACGACAUGGCUUCAUUAAUUAUGGCAUCUAUGAAAGAAUAACACCUAUUCCUUCACCUCCAAAAGGAAAACAGAGACCAAAAGUCAUUAUAAUUGGUGCAGGUGUGUCAGGUUUAGCCGCAGCAAGACAACUACAAUCCUUUGGUUGUGAAGUUGUAAUAUUGGAAGGCAGGGAUCGUGUUGGAGGUAGAAUUGUUACAUAUAGAAAAGGACCAUAUGUUGCUGAUUUAGGAGCAAUGGUGGUAACAGGCUUAGGUGGUAAUCCAGUAACAACAUUAUCUGUGCAAAUGAAUAUAGAAUUGCAUAAAAUAAAACAAAAAUGCCCCUUAUAUGAAUCAAAUGGUAUUCAAGUACCGAAGCAUAAGGAUGAAAUGGUGGAGCGCGAGUUCAACCGUCUUUUGGACGCGACGUCGUACUUGUCGCAUCAAGUGGACUUCAACUACUACGACGACACGCCCGUGUCGCUCGGACAGGCGCUCGAGUGGGUCAUCAAACUGCAGCAGAAGAAUGUUAAACACAAACAGAUACAACAUUUAAAAGCUGUUAUAACUCUCCAAGAAAAGUUAAAAGGCAAUAUAAAUAAAAUGAGUGAUAUCAAAGAGUUAUUGAAAUCAAUGAAAACGGAGAAGGAGAAGUUGUCGAGAGAGCGCGAGGAGGCGCGGGGCGGGGCCGGGGGCGUGCUGCAUGAGUUCAACUGGCGACGACUGAACAGGGAGAUGAAUCAGCUCUGCAACGAGUACGAUACGCUCAUCACUGCAAACAACACUAUUGAAGAUAAACUCACUCAUUUAGAAUCUAAUCCCCCAAGCUCGGUGUACCUGUCGGUGCGCGACCGCCAGAUCCUGGACUGGCACUUCGCCAACCUGGAGUUCGCGAACGCGACGCCGCUCGCCAACCUCUCCCUCAAGCACUGGGACCAGGACGACGACUUCGAGUUCACCGGCAACCAUCUCACAGUGCGCAAUGGCUAUUCGUGCGUGCCGAUUGCAUUAUCCGAGGGCCUGGACAUCCGACUGGGGACCUCAGUUACUGAUAUUGAAUACGGCGGCCCGGGGGUUACUGUAAAAGCGGUCAGUCACAGAAACCCAAAUCAACCCCAAACUUUCAAAGGUGAUGUGGUGCUGUGCACUUUGCCGCUGGGAGUACUCAAAGUUGCGGUCGCCAACAACGGACAGAACCAACAGAACUUUGUUAAAUUUGAUCCGCCUCUGCCCGACUGGAAGGUGGCUGCUAUCAAGCGUCUCGGCUACGGGAACCUGAACAAAGUGGUGCUCUGCUUUGAGAGAACAUUUUGGGACCCAAGCGCCAACCUUUUUGGUCACGUCGGCACGACCACCGCAAGCAGAGGUGAGCUGUUCCUGUUCUGGAACUUGUACAGCGCGCCGGUGUUGCUGGCGCUGGUGGCGGGCGAGGCUGCCGCGGUGAUGGAGAACGUCACCGAUGACGUCAUCGUCGGCCGCUGCAUCGCCGUGCUCAAGAGCAUCUUCGGCCACGCCGCCGUGCCCCAGCCCAAGGAAUGUGUUGUCACCAGAUGGCGCGCGGACCCGUUCGCCCGCGGCUCGUACAGCUUUGUGGCGGUGGGCUCCUCGGGCACGGACUACGACCUGCUGGCCGCGCCCGUGUCCGGCGCGCCCGCCGCCACCACGCCCGCUGACAACAGGCUCUUCUUUGCUGGCGAGCACACGAUGCGCAACUACCCCGCGACGGUGCACGGCGCGUUCCUGUCGGGGCUGCGCGAGGCGGGCCGUCUGGCGGAUCUGCUGCUGCCGCACGUGUCCAUACCCUCGCACAUCUAGUUCUCUCUAGCCCUCCUAGUUCUCCUUGAUCUCCUUACUCUUCUAGCUUUCCUAGCACUCCUAUCUCUACACCUGGUUAACAAGAUACCAGUUGAGUAACAUGGAGACACCACACAACCGCCGACAGUGCGAUUUCCUUGCGGUACCAAUGUAUGUGUUUUUACGCUUUGUACUUAAUUAAUGUUAAUUUUAAAUUCACAGUGGACUUCCACUAUUAUGGUAUUCUUUUUGGAAUGGUAAUUUUGUGAAUGUUGAAAUAGAGUGUGGUGAAAUUGUUUUAAGGAUAGCAAUAAUGUAUAUAAGUGAUAGUGUAUUUUCCAAAAUACUUCGUUAACGCAUCACAAACGCACCGUACGUGUGGCAUCUCUUUAUUAGUUAGGUUAAAUGUUUUUAUAAUCCUAUAACUUUCUAGGUUAGUGAAUGUGGUUAGUGCUUUUAGUGUUAAUUUAGUUAAUAUUAUGAUAUAAGUAAAUUUACCAUUCUCCUAAUGCUACUAAAUUUGUAUGAAUGUCAUUGAUUUAUGCAUUAUACUUAUGAAAUUAUUUUGUUUUAAAUAAUUUAGUGGUUUAUCUAAUUAGGGUGGUCAGUAUAUCGAGGUGUGGUUGAGUUGGAGCCUGACUGCGCGGCGCCGAUACGCUCGUGCGCCGUCUUAUAAAUGAUUUGUGCACUUGAUUAUUACACUGAGUCUUAAUUACUUAAGCCUUCACUUAGUGUAGAUUUAAUGUGACAAAUAUAUGAGGUCUCUUCUCGACCAACUCGACAUAUAUUUUUUCUUUUAGAACCAGUAAUGACGGAGGUCUUAAAAAUUUUCAGUAAAUAUUUUCAUGACAUAGUUUAGUAUUUUUAAGCCGUGUGUUAUUUUAUUAGUUAAAUUUUUUGUGCUUGA